Messenger RNA from Trematomus bernacchii (emerald rockcod), 3878 nucleotides. RefSeq names its product calcium channel, voltage-dependent, beta 1 subunit (gene cacnb1). The transcript has 15 exons. Bases 122 to 2143 code for a protein of 673 amino acids. Gene Ontology annotation, cellular component: voltage-gated calcium channel complex. Gene Ontology annotation, biological process: chemical synaptic transmission; neuromuscular junction development; calcium ion transmembrane transport. NCBI's taxonomy places the organism in Eukaryota, Metazoa, Chordata, Actinopteri, Perciformes, Nototheniidae. Gene Ontology annotation, molecular function: protein binding; high voltage-gated calcium channel activity. The record is from RefSeq and is a predicted model, not a curated record.
GUUGCCAUUAUUUUUACCAGCCAGCUCAGAUCAGCGACUCAUCACUCCCUGGAAAAAAAUGAGUUGGUCCUCAGCAUCAUAAACACACGAAACUGAAAAUAGAUUUAAAAAAGUUAAAUCAAUGGUACAGAAAAGUAGUAUGUCCAGGACGCCUUCGACCUCAACCCAGGAGAUCCAAAUGGACAUGUUCGACCAUCAUCCACACACACAGGGAAAGUAUGGCAAGAGGAAGAGCCGAUUUAAGCGCUCUGAUGGAAGCACCUCAUCUGACACCACCUCAAACAGCUUUGUCCGACAGGGCUCGGCAGACUCCUACACGAGCCGGCCUUCGGACUCAGACGUGUCCCUGGAGGAGGACCCAGAGGCUCUGAGGAAGGAGGCUGACAGACAGGCCCUCGCCACGCUCGAGAAAGCAAAGACCAAACCGGUGGCGUUUGCUGUGCGGACAAAUGUCGGUUACAACCCCGGCCCCAGUGAUGACGUUCCUGUGCAGGGCAUGGCCAUAUCCUUCGAGGCCAAAGACUUCUUGCACAUUAAAGAGAAAUACAACAAUGACUGGUGGAUCGGACGUCUGGUGAAGGAGGGCUGUGAGGUGGGCUUCAUCCCCAGCCCGGUCAAACUGGAAAACACCCGCAUGCUGCAAGAGCAGAGGAUGAGACAGAACCGACUCAGCUCCAGUAAAUCUGGAGGAAGCUCCAGUCUGGACGUUGCCACGGGAACCCGCAGGCCCACCCCACCUGGCACAGCUCACAUGGAUAUGUCCAAUAUGGCCUUUGACGUUGACCCCCUGGACCUGGAUGCUGAGGAGCCCCCUGAGUCCCAGGGUGACCCUCGCUCCUCCAAGGGCAUGUCAGGCAGCGUAACGUCCCCUCAGGCCAACGCCCACCGACUGCCCUUCUUUAAGAAGAUGGAGCAUGUUCCCCCCUACGAUGUGGUUCCCUCCAUGAGACCCAUCAUCCUAGUCGGACCAUCACUCAAAGGAUAUGAGGUGACAGACAUGAUGCAGAAAGCUCUCUUUGACUUCCUGAAACACAAGUUUGAGGGCAGGAUAUCCAUCACCCGGGUGACAGCGGACAUAUCUCUGGCCAAACGCUCAGUCCUCAACAACCCCAGCAAACACACCAUCAUUGAACGCUCCAGUACCCGAUCCAGCCUGGACGUACUGGCGGAGGUGCAGAGUGAGAUCGAGCGUAUCUUUGAGCUGGCCCGCACUCUCCAGCUGGUCGCCCUGGAUGCAGACACGAUCAACCACCCCUCUCAGCUGGCCAAGACCUCCCUGGCUCCCAUCAUUGUCUAUAUCAAAAUAGCCUCACCUAAGGUCCUCCAGAGGCUCAUCAAAUCUAGGGGGAAAUCCCAGGCCAAACACCUAAAUGUGCAGAUGGUGGCAGCAGACAAGUUGGCCCAGUGCCCACCUGAAUUGUUUGACAUCAUCCUGGACGAGAACCAGCUAGAGGACGCCUGCGAACAUCUGGCUGACUACCUGGAGGCGUACUGGAAGGCGACACACCCCCCGAGCAGCAACCCCCCCAACCCUCUGCUGAACCGCACCAUGGCCACAGCAGCUCUGGCCUCCUCCCCCGAGCCCGUCUCCAACCUGCAGGGGCCGUACCUGGUGCAUGGGGAGCAGAAGCGAGACGGGCCCCUGACAGAGUGUGGCGGGAGCGGCACCCUGCAAGACUAUCAGACAGACCUGGGAGGAAAGCCUCAGCAGCAGCAGCAGCAGCAGCAGGCGUACCUGCGCUCUUCUCGGGGCCAGCUGCGGGGGGGCAGCGGCCGGGGGCUUUCCCGGCAGGACACCUUCGACUCUGAGACCCAGGGCAGCCGGGACUCCGCCUACACCGAGGCCGGCGACUCCUGCAUGGACAUUGAGACUGACCCCUAUGAAGAGCCCGAGCCCUACCGAGGGGGAGGGGGCAGCCGCCUCCACCUGGCGCAGCAUCACGGCAGGCAGGCAUCCUGGGAAGACGAAGGUGCCGAACCGGACCAGGAGAACCUGAACCACCCUCCGAUGCCGAGCCAGACGCAGCCACACGGACGCGCCAAGCUGAGGGAGCGCUACUGCCAGGAGCCUGUGGACACCGGGGCCAACAUGAGCCGCAACAAGAACCAGGACGACUGGGGGAGGGACGUCUACAUCCGCUGAGCAUCACCACGCAGAGGGAAGGAAGCUACUGGACAGACUGAGAGAUGGGGGAAGGGUGGGGAGGGUUUCAGGUAUUGUGUGGGUUGGGGGCCAUGCCAGUCAGGCUGACAAAUAAAUCUGUUUACAUCCCAGUGCAAUGUAAAGAGAAACAGAUGCCAUUCAUCAACUUCUUGCAAUUCAAUUUAUUUAUGUUUAGAAAAAAUUAUAUUGUUCUGUUUUUUGUUUCCUUACUGCAUGAAUAUCAUGUAUUUCUAUACUGACAGCACGAGGACAGUAAUUGUGAAUCUCUGAUUGUGAUCGAUCUCUCCUUCAGUUGUAGUGUGUGACGGCCGGUAGAGCUGUAGUCUGUCCUGUCUGUCCUCUGCAGUCUUAAACAGGGUCUAAUGUCACUGUCCCCACGUACAGCACAGUGUCAGGGUUUCUCUUUACCUUAAUCUCACUCAGUGAUUUUGGAUUUCAGAAGUUACAAGUCCCUCAGCUCCACGUUCUUAUCACCCAGACCUUAAAAAAGAAAGUUGGUGGAGAAGUUGCCAUAUUUUAACACAACAAUUUAUCGAUGUUGCUAUGUUCAUGCUUGAUAACAACAAAGAGUACACUCCAAAGAUGUUUACUUCUUCUUCCCUGACCUGGUUCAGCCACUGCACCCGUCUGUCUGACCUAGUCCUCCCGUUUCUGUUUUCCUCUUCCCUGUGGGUCCCGAGAGCGCCUGCAGGAUUCAUUUUCUAACGUGGUGCAAAUUCAAAGCAGCACUGCUAUUGUAGUUGUGUGAAUGAAGUGUCCUGCCUUAGUCACUCGCACCCUAAAACAUCCUUAUUUCAAGAAAUCUCCAAUCACAAGUGCCGGAAUGUCUUGCCAAGCCAUGUCCACCCCUGCCACGGUGGGAUGUCUUAACUCUUGUUACUCUCAUCCCAUGUUUGUGUCUCUUCGUGUCUUGUGGCUUCUCUGCACCGUAGCUCAUGCUGUGGCUCCAGCACGUUGCUCAUGUCGUUACUUUUCCUUUGCACCAGCUUUGUCGUCUGUUUUUCAGGGCUAAUGGUUAUAUAUAAAAAAAGUGCUUGUGUGUGUGGUAAAUCACUCCUGACUUCCACCCAAACAGCUAGCUUUUCUGAUAUUAAAUACCACUUUCUUCUUACUCUUGAUUUCUGACUGAAAUAGUGUUGUUUUUUCCUGUGAACAUUUGCUUUAUUUUUAUUUUAAAUCUUCAGUUCUUGUGAGGUAUUGAGAUGAGUAUCAAGUGGGGUGGGGGGGUAGGACCAGCUUUGGUCUUCACUCAGUUAUCUAUAAUGGAGAGUCCAUGAAUGUCUUUGGUGGGCCGCUUGGGCCCGCCCGUCUUCAGUUGAAUAAAUAAAUAUUAAAUAAUGAUCAGUAAAUAAUGUUAUUGUUGCGUUAUCGCAAUUGUUAAAAAUAUGAACUAACAUGUAUCAUUGGUGCCUGAUUGUAGCUACAUUUUGCUUUUUCUGCCUUUCAUUUUUAAUCUGUGGAUAAAUUCGUAUUUUAAUUAAAAAUGUAAUCAGAAAAUGCAAUUGUGUCACUUAAUUGAUACGGUGAGAUGUGAAGACACACUUCACAGACGCACAACCUGCAUGUGUAUGUCAACAUGUGUGUUUGAGUGAUGUAUUUUAUGUCUUAGAGCUUAUAGUUAGGGGAAGUCCAUUCGAUACAAUUGAUUAAUAUUUGUUUCUCUUCCUCGUAAACUGAAACUACAUCUUCCUUAUUUCAUUCACAUCAUUAUUAA